Penicillium odoratum is the source of this 927-nucleotide messenger RNA. RefSeq lists its product as uncharacterized. The coding region runs from base 1 to 927 and encodes 308 amino acids. NCBI's taxonomy places the organism in Eukaryota, Fungi, Ascomycota, Eurotiomycetes, Eurotiales, Aspergillaceae. The transcript has a single exon. The record is from RefSeq and is a predicted model, not a curated record.
AUGACAGGCUCUGUACAGGAGGAAGCCAGAUUACGAGAUGCGCGGACACCAUCCACCCAAAGUUCACCACCAUUUGAGAAGCUCGCGCAGAAGAGCCCGAAACUCACAGAUCAUCUCUCAAUCACCCUGGGGCCUGUUAUGAUCAUAAUAUUCGAUAUUGUGGUCCCAUGCAUAAUAUACUACGUUUGGUUCGACACACAUCGAUCCCACUGGAUUAGCCACUGCCAAAUCCACGACCGAUGCCGCUUUGGGGAACCUGAGUUCAACAAGCAGAUUCUGGGCUCUUCUAUCAUCUCUUUCGGGUUAGGUGAGCUCUACAUUUUGAUUGCUCGGGUCUGUCGACUUCUUCGUCAUGCGGAUGAGUGCGCUCCUCUGCUAUCACGCUCGCGAUGGGAACUUGACGCUACGUCCUGGGUGUAUGCUGUGGCCAUGGUUUGCGCCUUAAUUCCAUUCGUUGUCGCUAGCAGCAAGCAAAUACCCAAACUUUAUCUCUAUUCCCCUGGUGCUCUCAUGGCAUUUCUCGGAAUUCUGAUGGUCAUCACCCUCAUACCUCUCAAGAUACCCAUUGGUAUCAACUCACAGGCAAGAGGGACAAGAUUGCGACCGUUGAUUUACUAUGCGGCUGAAGACUUUAUCGCUGUUGAUGGCUUGCAGGAUCGUGAAUUCCGCAUACGGUACAAUACACGUUAUGACGCGUCAAAGUCUUUCAGGCGCAUGAUUCUCGGUCUCACUAUCUGGUGGAUCUUUGGGGUCUGUGUCUACUUAGGAUGUUUGUCGGCCAUUAUAUGGACUUUGGAAUUCCACUACGCAUUUGGAUUGUCUCUAGGGGUUCUUUUCGCGUAUAUUCUUGUUUGGGCAGCCGUCUCAUAUAUAUGGCUGCGGAUCGGAAUGGAGCGAGAGCGUAAGUUGAUCGACAUUUCCGUGUGA